Molecule: messenger RNA, 2029 nt
Organism: Brachypodium distachyon (stiff brome)
Lineage: Eukaryota; Viridiplantae; Streptophyta; Magnoliopsida; Poales; Poaceae
Product: BTB/POZ and MATH domain-containing protein 1
Exons: 4
Coding region: 227-1558 (443 amino acids)
Biological process (GO): protein ubiquitination
Molecular function (GO): protein binding
Source: RefSeq, a predicted model, not a curated record
CCAACCCAACCCAACCCCAACCCGAACGUCCAGACGAGCAGAAGAGGAAGAAGACCGAACAGAAGCCAAAACCAAACACCACCUCCUUCCCCCGACGAACACCGCCAUUCCUCCCCCCAAAUCCACCGCCGAAUCCGCCGCCGCCGCCGCGGGAUCCGCCACGAUCGCCCCGAUCCGCGCCGGAUCCGCCAAGCCUCCCCGCGCGCCCGCCGAGAUUUCGCUGCCGAUGGGCGCCGGCCGUGCCAGCCGCGGCGGGCCCUCCACCUCCGCCGCCCCCGCGCUCGCCCCUGCGAACGGACUACCCGCCGCGGGACGGCUCUUCCCGCCGAUCGCUCCCCCUCCCCCCGCCCCCUCCUACCCUUCCCCCUCCUCCUCCUCCCCGGCGGCGGCGGCUCCCCCCGCGGAGACGGCGUCGACCUCGGUCACGAAGACCGUCAACGGGUCACACCACUUCAAGAUCGCGGGCUACUCGCUGGCCAAGGGGAUCGGGGUCGGCAAGUACAUCGCCUCCGAGUCCUUCACCGUCGGCGGCUUCGAGUGGGCCAUCUACUUCUACCCCGACGGGAAGAGCGCCGAGGACGGCGCCGCCUACGUCUCGCUCUUCAUCGCGCUCGCCAGCGAGGGCACCGACGUGCGCGCGCUCUUCGAGCUCACCCUCGUCGACCAGAGCGGCAAGGGCCAGGACAAGGUGCACACCCACUUUGGCCGCUCCCUCGAGGGCGGUCCCUACACCCUCAAGUACAGGGGCAGCAUGUGGGGCUACAAACGGUUCUUCAAACGAUCUGGCUUGGAAACAUCAGAUUAUCUUAAAGAUGAUUGCCUUUUAGUAAACUGCACUGUUGGUGUUGUUCAAUCACAUACUGAAGGACCAAAGAUAUACAGGAUACCAGUGCCACAGUCAAACAUGUCUCAGCAUAUUGGACAUCUGCUGACAAGUGGAAAGAGGACCGACAUUACAUUUGAAGUUGAUGGGGAGAUGUUUCCUGCUCAUAAGGUGGUUCUUGCGGCCCGAUCACCAGUUUUUAGGGCACAGCUUUUUGGUCCGAUGAAGGAUAAAAACAUGAAGUGCAUAAAGAUUGAAGACAUGGAGGCUCAAGUCUUCAAGGCUUUACUCCAUUUUAUGUACUGGGAUGAGUUGCCUGACAUAGAAGAGCUUACCGGUCUCAAUACAACUUGGGUGUCGACUUUAAUGGCCCAGCAUUUACUUGCAGCUGCGGACCGUUAUGCCUUGGAGAGACUAAAAUUGCUCUCUGAACUCAAGCUAUGUGAAGUUGUUGCAAUAAACACAGUCGCUAACACCUUGGCGCUGGCUGAACAGCACCACUGUUAUCAGCUAAAAACGGUUUGCUUGAAAUUUGUGGCUUUGCCUGAGAAUUUGAAAGCCGUCAUGCAAACCGAUGGAUUUGAUUAUUUGCAGCAAAGCUGCCCAUCCCUUCUUACUGAGCUCAUUGAAUAUGUAGCCAAGGUAGGAGAGCACAUCGUGAGCCCCUGCUUAUAUUCAAACGAAGUCCUGGAUGGUGGCGAUGCCAAUGGAAGACGCGUGAAACCAAGAACUUAAUCCCUGGAUCAGCCUAGCAGGAUUUUCAUGUGUCCUUCGGUGUAAAGUGUUCCUAUAAACGGCACUUUUGUGGUGCCAUAUCAUGCGUGCAGCAUGCUGUAGUGUGUGUGAGUGUCAGUGUUCGUGUUGUUGUGACUCCCAUCUUCAUCUCUUGUCCUACUCUGGAGCGCGUUGUGUUGCUGAUAUAUAUCCUACUGACUAGUGUACGAUUGAAUUGCUGCGAAGCGUUAUUAGCUUUGCAGCCUGUGGCCAUAAGUGCAUGCAGGUGGCGCGGCGAAGGUUGGCUGGUACAAAGGUUGGAUCAAAAAAUAAGGGCGCGGGAUGUGUUCACAGAAGUUGCUUUGUGCUAGAUCAGCUUUGUCGAUUCCUAGUCGUCCGUAUGACUUGUAUUCAGUUGAAUGAUGUAAUCAAAUGAGAUCUAUCGGUUCUUUCAUGCAUAUUAUCGCUUAAGUCUGUCUGCCCGUUUCCUUU